UUACAAAAUAUCAAGAAAAGAUAAACAAUCUAUUUUGGGAUAUAGCAUUUACGAUUAUAAUCUAUUAAACGUGCAUCCCGCAAUGAAGGAAGUAUGCCGGGCUUGCCUGCGAAACUCUGCAUGUUUGGUCAACAUUUUCGAGGGGAAGCACGAUCGUCGUGGGGUUUCUAUAGCGCAUAUGCUAUCCGAAUGCACGGGUUUCAAGAUCGAAAAAGGGGACUCACUACCGGAACUGAUAUGCCCGCCCUGUCUGGAGGAUGCACAAAAUGCAUAUGAUAUUAUAAAAACCUACGAGCGCAGCUACUUGAUAUUUUGUGAAGCGAGGGACGCGAUCCUGGAGGACGAUUUACCGGAGGAGGAAGUCUGUCUGAUUUCAGAUAGCGAAAGUGAGGAAACGAAUGUGCAAUCAAAUGAAAUUUUUGAGAUAUCAGAAAGUGAAUGUGAUAAAUCGGAAAAUGAAGAUUCAAAUAAUAAUCCAAAGAUCCAGGACCUGGAAGAGAAUACAUCUAAGGAAGAUGACGAUAUAUCUAGAGAUGAAAGUGAGCCAUUCGAUGAAGACGAUACCAAUGAUAGUGAUUAUGUUGAAAGCAAUCACAGAAAGUCCUAUGCCAGACCUCGCAAAAUAAGCCAAACGGGAAAUCGACCGUUCAAGUGUGAUUAUUGUGAAAAGGGUUUUAAGGAUCGCACAUCUCUAGGAAAGCACGUAAGGACUCACACGGGGGAACGACCCUACAAGUGCACCCAGUGUCUCUCGGCCUUUUCGGAUGCAUCAAAUCUCAUACACCACUUAAAGAUUCACUCAGAUAAAAACCGCUUUAAAUGUAAUUUUUGCGAAAAGAGUUUUAGGACACGCCUGAGUCUUAGGAAUCACAUAAGGACGCACACCGGGGAACGACCUUUCAAGUGCACCAUCUGCAUGUCAGCCUUUUCGGAUGCAUCAAAUCUCAUUCACCACUUAAAGAUUCACUCAGAUAAAGAUACGUUUAAGUGUAACUAUUGCGAAAAGAGUUAUAAGUAUCGCGCAAGUCUUAGGGAUCACAUGAGGACUCACACGGGGGAACGACCCUACAAGUGCAGCAUCUGCCAAAGAACUUUUUCGAAUAGAUCCUCCCUCUACCAGCACAAAAAUAUUCACAGGAACAAGUUAAUCUUUAAGUGCGAUCAUUGCGAAAAGGGCUUUUCGGAUAGGGAUUGUCUUGAGAGACAUGCACGGAAUUACCGAAAGUGUGAAUGGGGUUGCGAAAGAAAAAAAAACAAAGAGAUCGACUCGGAAGUUAAACCGCUCAAGUGCUCGCAGUGCCCGAAAUCCUAUCAGUUUCAGUCUCAGCUUGAACGCCACGCUAAUAGCCACUCAGAAGAACGACCGUUUAAGUGUAAUCUUUGCGAAAAGAGUUUUAAGAAACGCCUAGCUCUUGAAAAUCAUAUAAGGACGCACACGGGGGAACGACCCUUCAAGUGCAACAUCUGCAAGAAAUCUUUUUCGGGUCCAUCAAACCUCAGCCAUCACAAAACGAUUCACAGGAAACAACGACCCUUCAAGUGCAACAUUUGCCUGAAAGCUUUUACGGAUUCAUCAAAUCUCAGCCAUCACAAAAGGAUUCACAGGAAUGAACGAAAGUUUAAGUGCGAAUAUUGCGAAAAGAGUUUUUUGGAUAAGGCCCAUCUGGAGAGACAUGAACUGACUCACACGGGCGAAAAACCCUUCAAGUGUCCCCACUGCCAGUCCUGUUUUGCGAGUUCAGCAAAUCUUUGCCAGCACAGUUGGGUUCACAAGAAAGAAAAACGCUCUUCUUCUGAAAGCAUUUAAGUAAAAUUUUUAAAUUCUAAAAAGAUAGCAUGAUAAAUUGCAAUUCAAACUCGCAUUUUCUACUACUUUUAGCUCUAUGAUUUAUCAAUCUGUUUCAAAAAUGAUGGUUUUGUUUAAAAAUCCAUACUCAAUAGAUCUAAGGAGAUAUCAA
Messenger RNA from Drosophila takahashii, 1958 nucleotides. RefSeq names its product zinc finger protein ZFP2-like. Gene Ontology annotation, biological process: regulation of transcription by RNA polymerase II. The record is from RefSeq and is a predicted model, not a curated record. Lineage: Eukaryota; Metazoa; Arthropoda; Insecta; Diptera; Drosophilidae. Gene Ontology annotation, cellular component: nucleus. Gene Ontology annotation, molecular function: DNA-binding transcription activator activity, RNA polymerase II-specific; zinc ion binding; RNA polymerase II cis-regulatory region sequence-specific DNA binding.